AUGCGCGGUUCAAUCCUCUCGAUCUGCGCCCUGGUUUCGGCCACCUACGCAAGUCACGUCCUCCUCCCAAGAACCCCUUCAACACCGCUCUACGGCAACGCUUCUGCUACCAACCUGUUCUCCUGCGCCGCCGCAUCAUGGCCGCAAUCGGACGUAGGCGUACCGCUCACGCCCCAACCGGUAGACAGCGAAUUGGCAGGGCUGCUGUCAGAGAUUGAUCCAGCACGGAUCGAAGCCUACAUCGCGAAGCUCGUCUCCUUCGGCACCCGGCACACGCUAUCUGCGCAGAACAGCACGACCCGUGGGAUUGGUGCGGCGAGAGACUGGAUUGCGCAGGAGAUGCGGUCGUUCGCUGCUACAUCGGAGGGCAGGAUGACGGUUUCUGUCCCUGGUUACAUUCAGGGACUUGAGGCGAGAGUCCCAUUCCCUGUCUUGAUCAGCAACGUAGUUGCGAGGAUUGAGGGCUCCACGGACCCAUCUAGAGUCUAUGUGAUUUCGGGACACUAUGAUAGCCGGGCGAGCGACCCCAAUGACUAUACCAGCGACGCGCCUGGUGCGAACGAUGAUGCCUCUGGAGUGGCCGUGGUGCUUGAAAUUGCCCGUAUCCUAGCGACUCGCCAGCCCAAAGCAACUAUCCUGCUUGGCGCCGUCGCCGGUGAAGAACAAGGCCUCUACGGCUCCAACUUCUGGGCACAGACUCUGCGUAAUGCCAGCGUAAACGUUGAGGGCGUCCUAAACAACGACAUCGUGGGCAGCUCAACCGGUGACCGCGGCCAACGCGACCCUUACACCAUCCGUGUGUUCGCACAGGGCCUACCACCCACCGAGUCUGCGGCCCGAAGAGCCCAGCGCCUGACCAUCGGCGGCGAGAACGACUCCCCAGCGCGUCAACUCGCACGCUUCAGCGUCGAAGUGGCCGCCAACAACGCAACGGGCAUGAACAUCGCCAUCAUCUACCGCCUGGACCGCUACCUGCGCGGCGGCGACCACAGGAGCUUCCUCGAGGCCGGCUACUCCGCCGUGCGCUACACGGAGCCGAACGAGGACUACGCCCACCAGCACCAGGACGUCCGCGUCGAAAACGGGACACAGUACGGCGACCUCAUCGAGUUCGUUGAUUUCGAGUACGUUGCCCGUGUCGCGAAGGUGAACCUCGCCACGCUGUGGAGUAUUGCGAAUGCGCCGGGGCAGGUAAGGAAUGCGACUGUUAACGCGACGCUGUUGAGCAACGACAGCCAGUUUUCGUGGCUAAGGAGUAACGACACGGAUAUUGAGGGGUAUGAGGUUGUCUGGAGGCCUACGGCUGCGCCGCUGUGGACGCAUGUUGUGGAUGUUGGUCUGGUUAGUACGGUGACGCUGCCGCUGAGCAAGGACAACGUCAUUUUUGGGAUCAGGUCGAGAGGGAGGAAUGGGUAUAGGAGUCCAGCGGUUUUGCCGUUUCCUGGGUAG
Messenger RNA from Coniosporium apollinis CBS 100218, 1449 nucleotides. RefSeq lists its product as uncharacterized. Gene Ontology annotation, molecular function: metalloexopeptidase activity. The transcript has 2 exons. NCBI's taxonomy places the organism in Eukaryota, Fungi, Ascomycota, Dothideomycetes. The coding region runs from base 1 to 1449 and encodes 482 amino acids. The record is from RefSeq and is a predicted model, not a curated record. Gene Ontology annotation, biological process: proteolysis.